AUGCCGACCACCGUCGCCCCUAUCCCUGCCGCUGCCACCAACACCACGGCCACUAUGACGACGGAUUAUGCGCAGCAGAAGGACUCCUGUGGAGCACCUGCUUCCAUGGAUGGGAGAGAGCGUGGAGUUGUCACUGGAGUUAAAACCAACAAAGAUGUGGUAAGCCUCUCUUGUUCAGCCAACUUAAUUUAUGUAGGAAGUUGCUGGGCAUUUGCAGCUGCUGCAGCCACUGAAUCAGCACAUGCAAUAGCCACAAGGGAACUUAUCACCCUUUCUGAACAACAACUCAUAGACAGUGAUUCCAUGAGCCAAGGUUGCUCAGGAGGAUGGCCCUCUAAUGCCUUUGAUUGGCUUAUAAAAAAUGGCGGGAUUAGCAGAGAAGAUGAUUAUCCUUAUUCCGCUCGGCAGGGUUAUUGCAGAGCCAACAUGGCAUCUCUCUCUCUCUCUGGAAUUUAUGAAGGUGAGAAUUGCCCCAGGGAAUCAAACAAUUUGACUCGUGCUGUUUUGAUUGUUGGAUAUGAUUCUAAUGAUGGAAAAGAUUAUUGGAUUGCGAAAAACUCCUGA
Neltuma alba is the source of this 564-nucleotide messenger RNA. RefSeq names its product P34 probable thiol protease-like. The coding region runs from base 1 to 564 and encodes 187 amino acids. Gene Ontology annotation, biological process: proteolysis. The transcript is spliced from 3 exons. Gene Ontology annotation, molecular function: cysteine-type peptidase activity. The record is from RefSeq and is a predicted model, not a curated record. NCBI's taxonomy places the organism in Eukaryota, Viridiplantae, Streptophyta, Magnoliopsida, Fabales, Fabaceae.